This is a messenger RNA of Chlorocebus sabaeus (green monkey), 952 nucleotides long. The record is from RefSeq and is a predicted model, not a curated record. NCBI's taxonomy places the organism in Eukaryota, Metazoa, Chordata, Mammalia, Primates, Cercopithecidae.
UCUGGGAAGAUUCGUCGGCUUCAAGUGGGAGACAGACCCCAAACCCCCAAGUCUAUCCGCCGCUCAGGUUGAAAGGGAUGUUCUCCCACAGAGAGAGAGAGUUUUACCGCCCACCCCCCCCGACCCCCUGCCCGGUGAUGCUUGCAGUUUUUUAAAGAUUUCUACAUUUUUCCAGGAUCAGCAGAAAAUGAAGAAAUCCUAUGGAUCCUUGUCAUUUGAGGAUGUGACUGUAGGCUUCACCCAGGAGGAGUGGCAGCAUCUGGACCCUGCUCAGAGGACCCUGUACAGGAAUGUGAUGAUAGAGAACUACAGCCACCUCGUCUCAGUGGGAUAUUGCGUCCCUAAACCAGAAGUGAUCUUCAAAUUGGAACAAGGAGAGCAGCCAUGGAUAUUAGAGGAAGAGCUCCCAGGCCAGAGAUACCCAGAAGUCUGCAAAGUUGAUGACCAACUGGAGCGCUGUCAGGAAAUCCAGGACAUACAUAUCUGGCAAGCUCCAUAUAUCAAAAACCAAAUACUGACUAUAGAGAGAGGUAACAUAUUAGGAAAAGUGUUUGAUUUCAGCAUAGACCCACUUCCUUCCAUAAAAAUACCUUGUAAAUGUGACUUAUGUGGUAUGAGUUUAAAAUACAUUUCAGAUUUAUUUAGUAGUAAGAAAAAUUAUUUAAGAAAGAUGCCUCAUGACCUCAGUGCAUAUAGAAAACUAUUCCUCAAUAGUAACCAUGAAAAAACUCAUAUGGAAGAGAAACGUUAUGAGUUUAUUCGAAUUGGAAAAUGCCUCAGUCAUAAGGAAGACUUCAUUUCAUAUCUGAAAAUUCAAAAUUUAGAGCAAUCUUGAACAUAAGGAAUGUGAGAAAGAUUUCUAUGGAAAGGCAGUUUUCAUUACAUAUAAGCAAGCUUACACAGGAGAGAGUCCUUGUGUACAUAAUGAAUGUAAUAAAGUGUUCUAUAAUAA